AUGGCUGAAUCCAGAACGAUUUCUCAAGCGCAUACGGAUCCUGCUUGGAUAAGCGUUGUCGUUGAAUAUGUUGAGAGAAUUUGGUUGAUGAUGAAGAUGGGAUGCAGCCCUGGAUCGCGCUUGUAUGCAUUUUGGUCGUGGUAUAUUGAGGCGGACUCCCUUGCCACCGAACAAGAAUUAAAACGUCUUGGAGAGCACAAAUAUUCGGCAGUGGAUAAUAGUUGGCUGGAUGAAUUGUGUAUGAAAAGGUGGUGGGAAUAUGUGGUGACAUGGUGUCCUUUGUGGUUGGCUCCAAAUUUAAUAACGUUAAUUGGACUAGUAAUAAAUUUAAUAACAGUAUUAAUAUUGUCAUCAUUUUCCUACUCAGCUACUGAACCGGCCCCAGCAUGGGCAUAUGCACAAGCCGCUCUGGGAUUAUUCUUCUAUCAGACUCUGGACGCAAUUGACGGGAAACAAGCUCGACGCACUGGAUCAAGUAGUCCGUUGGGGGAGCUGUUCGAUCAUGGAUGUGACAGUAUGACACAAGUAUUCGUCACUUUGAAUAUUUGCUACGCUAUGUCAUUGGGACAUAUGCCAAAUGGUGUCAUGUUCGUGUCCAUCAUCUCAGUGGUGAUGUUCUACGCCGCUCAUUGGUCAACGUAUUGCACCGGCCAAUUACGGUUUUCAAAGUUCGAUGUCACCGAGGCUCAAAUGUCCGUAAUUGCGGUUCUGCUCGCAACGUGUCUUUUUGGUAAUUCGUUUUGGGACACAAAUCUGGUGGGUGGAUGGAAGCUACGUCAUGUUGUGCUCGGAUCAUCAAUGAUUGGGACGUGCUAUCAAAUUUUUGGCUACGUAAAUGUGAUUAUCCAUGGAGGAGUUGGAAAAAAUGGUUCCACUAUUGCUGGUACAUCAGUGAUAUUUCCACUAUUUCCUCUUCUCAUGGUUGUGGUCCCAUUCUGUAUGAUUUAUUCGAGAGCAGAAUCGUUAGUAUACGAUGAGCAUAUAACAUUAUUUAUGCUUUGCUUUGGUGCAGUAGGCGCAAAAGCGACAAAUCGAUUAGUAAUCGCUCACAUGAGUAAAAGUGAGCUACGAUUAUGGGACUGGAUCUAUAUGGGUCCUCUAACAUUGAUGUUAAAUCAGUACUAUAAUACUGUAUUUGAUGAGCUUAUACUUUUACGGAUAGUCACGAUUUACUGCUAUGUUUCAUUACUGGUAUAUUGUACGGUGGUUUGUCGGCAAUUUUGUGAAUUCUUCAAUAUUUACUGUUUCACUCUUGGCGCUCGUAAUCCACCGGCUAAGAAGAGCACGUGA
Messenger RNA from Necator americanus (New World hookworm), 1290 nucleotides. RefSeq lists its product as uncharacterized. The record is from RefSeq and is a predicted model, not a curated record. The transcript has 12 exons. Gene Ontology annotation, cellular component: endoplasmic reticulum membrane; Golgi apparatus. Bases 1 to 1290 code for a protein of 429 amino acids. NCBI's taxonomy places the organism in Eukaryota, Metazoa, Nematoda, Chromadorea, Rhabditida, Ancylostomatidae. Gene Ontology annotation, biological process: phosphatidylethanolamine biosynthetic process. Gene Ontology annotation, molecular function: ethanolaminephosphotransferase activity; diacylglycerol cholinephosphotransferase activity.